AUAAUUGUCUUUAAUGCAUAUACUUUGCUUAACAUGAAUGAAUUCACAGAUCUUGCAUUUUAGAUUUAGUGUAGAAUAGCAUGCACGUUUGACAUAUCUAUUUAUCUGAAAAACUAAUACCGGAAAUAUGGUAGUUGUUGUUAGGGAAUGGAAUGGAUGCGUGUUGUCGCUUAUUUUUCGCCAAGCGAGACCAGACAAGACGCGAGGAAGACUCGUUGUGUCACUGUGACAGGAGAAUACAUAAGGAACAGUGGUACACAAAGAAAUCUUUCCAAGACAAUGCUUCCACAACUUAUAUUUGGUCUUCUGGACGAGCAGGAAAUGAUUUUUAUGUAACAGUGUACGUUGCAACGCAUAAAUGGACAGACGAGCACCUGCGCACCCCAGCCUCAAUUCCUCCUAUAUCCCCGUUGCCCUUGACAACUCUACUUCAUCAGAAGAUGAGGAGAAUGAGGAUCAGACUCCUUCCUCAGUGUCCCUGGCCUUACGCUACACUCCCGAUGACCGCUAUUGUUUGGUCUACAUCAUCUUCUUCCUCAUGGGCAUCGGCUCUCUGCUGCCUUGGAACUUUUUCAUCACAGCCAAAAGCUACUGGCUUUACAAAAUGAGCAACAGCACAGAGGAGCAGCGGUCUGACCUCAGCGACUACUUUGAAAGUUACCUGACAUUUGCUUCUACGGUGCCUUCAGUACUAUGUUUGAUUCUCAACUACAUCCUUGUAAACAGGCUGUCUCCACAUGUGCGCAUCCUGUCAUCACUCUUUGUCAUCCUGCUGGUGUUUGUGGCGACCACUGUGUUGGUCAAGGUUGACGUGUCCCACUGCAGGGUAGAAUUCUUCGCGGGCACACUGGCCAGCGUGGCCGUCGUCAGCGGAGCUUCGAACAUCUUCUGUGGCAGCGUUUUUGGCAUCAGUGGACACUUCCCUAUGAGGAUCUCUCAAGCCCUCAUAUCAGGUCAGGCUAUGGGAGGCACACUAAGUGCUGUCGCAUCAAUAGCAGAUCUUGCACUGUCAGAGGAUGUGACAGACAGCGCCCUGGCCUACUUCCUGACUGCAGACAUCUUCAUCCUGCUCUGCAUCUUCGCAUACUUGCUGCUCCCCAAGCUGGCCUUUUCAAGAUAUUACAUGAUGGCCGCCACGUCCACCAUUCCAGGAGAGAGGAGUGGAGGAGGAGGAGCAGCAUCCCCCCAAACGCCUCCAUUGAGGCCCAUUCUCAAGAAGACCUGGGUUCUAGGCCUGAGUGUCUUCUGUGUGUUCUGUGUGACCAUCAUGGUUUUUCCCGCGGUGUUGUCCGGCAUGCAGUCCGUUAACAAGGACAGCGGGAGUCCCUGGACCAACACAUACUUUGUGCCCCUCGCCGGCUUCCUCCUUUACAACGUUGCUGACUUCUGCGGCAGGCAGUCCACCGCUUGGCUGCAGGUGCCGGGCCCCACCAGCCGACUUCUGCCUGCGCUGGUUGUGUGCCGGUCAGUCUUAGUGCCGCUCAUCAUCUUCUGUAACUACCAGCCCAGGGACCACCUCCACACUGUGCUCUUCACUCACGAUGUGUAUCCUAUUGUUUUCAACUGCCUGUUAGGCUUCUCUAACGGCUACUUGGGGACUCUGCCGAUGAUCUAUGGGCCCAAGAUUGUGCCCCGGGAGCUGGCAGAGGCCACCGGAGUGGUCAUGUCAUUCUUCCUCACUCUGGGACUCGCUGGCGGAUCUGCUCUGUCUCUCAUUAUUGUGCACACUAUCUGAUUAUGUAUGCAUGGUUUUGGCUCCUAAGGAAUGUUGCAAUAUACAGUAUCUCUCACUAAAGUGUGGACGGAAUUGGCCCUGCCGCAAAUAGUGAAAAUCCAUGAGUAAUUGACACCCACCAUAAGGCAGUUUAUAAUUGUCUAUAGAUCCCAUAAGAUGGUGGAAAAACACAACUUUUUUCCAAGUGGAGCUCCUCAACUAACUUAAGCAUCGUAUCUUGAUACCAACAUGACACAAGAUGGCGGCAAAGCAAUAAAUAAGCAAGAAAACAGCAAAUAGGUAAAGGGUAGGUUAAAAAAUCUGCAAAUGCCAAACCACGAGUUUUCUAUACAGCACUCAGAUUUUUGUAAAUAUUUUAUCUUUUUUACACAAAAACACUGAAGAAAUGAGACUCAAUGCAAAGUGUUCAGUGUAAAUUUACUGACCCUGAGAAAUUACUAAACACGCAGCCAUGGUUGUCUAAAACGCUGGCAACAAGUGAAAAUGUGCCAGUUGGACCCAACUGGUCAUGUGAUUUGUUCGUGUUACAAGAGCUCAGGUAUCAAUAAGGAGCAGUUGUGUUAAAUUUGUUGCGGUCUCUCACAUUGCUUACUGGAAAGAACUCAUGGCAAAGAACUCUGAGGAUCUUAAAAAAAAAAAAAAAAAAAGGGAAAAAAAAAAAGCACCAAAUUGAACACGCCUGCGCCUCGUUUACACCCGAGACCUUGGAACACUAAAAAGUAAGGGAAAAUGGCUAAUUGCAUCCAAUUUGCACAAUUUCACUUAUGGGUGUGCUCACUUUGGUUGCUAGGGGUUUAGACAAAAGCUAUGUGUGUUGAGUUAUUUUGAAGGGACAGAAAAUGUACACUGCAAUACAGCUGUACACUGACUCCUUUACAUUGUAGUAGGAUGUCAUUUCUUCAGUGUUGUCCCAUGAAAAGAGUUUUGAGAUACUGGAAACUUCACAAGGGGAAAGUACGUAUACAUUUGUGACAUCAACGCUUGCCAGAGUUUUGAUACCUGGCAAAAAAAAUAAGAGAAAAUUGUAUGAGGACAGGCGGCACGGUGGCCGACUGGUUAGAGCGUCAGCCUCACAGUUCUGAGGUGCGGGGUUCAAUCCCCGUCCCCGCCUGUGUGGAGUUUGCAUGUUCUCCCCGUGCCUGCGUGGGUUUUCUCCGGGCACUCCGGUUUCCUCCCACAUCCCAAAAACAUGCAUUAAUUGGAGACUCUAAAUUGCCCGUAGGCAUGACUGUGAGUGCGAAUGGUUGUUUGUUUCGAUGUGCCCUGCGAUUGGCUGGCAACCAGUUCAGGGUGUACCCCGCCUCCUGCCCGAUGACAGCUGGGAUAGGCUCCAGCACGCCCGCGACCCUAGUGAGGAGAAGCGGCUCAGAAAAUGGAUGGAUGGAUGGAUGUAUGAGGACAAUUUUAAGAAGACAAGGACCAUUUCCACAUUUUAUACACCAAGCAGUCACAACAUAAUGACCUCUUGCACAAUAAAAGGCUUUUGGUGGCUAUUGAUUUAACAGUAUCCUCAUUGUUGUGGUUUUAGUUUACAGUGAUGUACAACUAUACUGUUUCAUACUGAGAGCUGGUUCUAAUAUUUUUUACUCAAGUAACUGAUAGGGGUAACCAAAAUAUUAGACACAGCUCUCAUUACAAUGCUGUACAAUUAUACACUGCAACCCACAUCCAAAAUAGUACUAAACAUAUUGUGAAAUGAAUACCUCUCUGAAGAACGUGUCAAAUGAAACAGAACAGUGUCUUUGUGAAGGCAAAAUAUUUGAUCCAGCUCUUGUAUUGGAUAUUAAAUUGUGCUGCCGUUAGAAUGUUGUGGCUAGUCAUUUACAUGUUGGAAAGAGUACAUCGGGGCUUACACUCAAGCCAUCUGACCUCAUGUAAUCAUGCUAUUAAAGAUGUCUUUACUUUAAAGGAAAAA
Molecule: messenger RNA, 3650 nt
Organism: Phyllopteryx taeniolatus (common seadragon)
Lineage: Eukaryota; Metazoa; Chordata; Actinopteri; Syngnathiformes; Syngnathidae
Gene: slc29a3
Product: solute carrier family 29 member 3
Exons: 7
Coding region: 359-1735 (458 amino acids)
Biological process (GO): nucleoside transmembrane transport
Cellular component (GO): Golgi apparatus; plasma membrane
Molecular function (GO): nucleoside transmembrane transporter activity
Source: RefSeq, a predicted model, not a curated record